This is a messenger RNA of Phytophthora infestans T30-4, 1770 nucleotides long. Its product is annotated as metalloprotease family M20D, putative. NCBI's taxonomy places the organism in Eukaryota, Oomycota, Peronosporomycetes, Peronosporales, Peronosporaceae. The transcript is spliced from 4 exons. Bases 1 to 1770 code for a protein of 589 amino acids. Gene Ontology annotation, molecular function: hydrolase activity; DNA binding. The record is from RefSeq and is a predicted model, not a curated record.
AUGAGCGAUCACGAGCAUGACGAGCACGACCAGGGCGACAACGAGCCCAAGAAGGCCAAGCAGGGCUCGGGAAAGCGCUUGAAUGAUCGUCAGCGUGUGGACAUCAUCCAAAUGGCGGAGAACAGCAAGAUAUCGAAGCGCCAAUUGGCCGACAAGUUCGGAGUGACUGAGGCAGCGAUCCGCAAGCUUUUGCGAAAGAAGGACGACUUCCUGCGGCGCUACUACGAUACACCCGAGGAGAUCCGCGACCAGCGUCUUCGUGGCAAAAGUACGCUCAGUCUGUACCCACCCGACGAUCCGUGGAAACAGGAACUGGACUGGAUCGGCUUCUCGCGCAUGCUGCGUGACAUCCGACGCGGUUUCCACCGCUACCCGGAGACUGGAUAUCAGGAAUUCCGUACUCAGGCGUUUAUCCGGCGGUUCUGCGAGCAGACCCUGCAUAUCCCGGGCAAGAACAUCCGCGAGAUGGCAUCUACUGGUCUUAUCGUAGACGUUUGCUACGACAACGCUACUAUCUCGCGUUCCGACAAACGUAAGCUGCCUGUACUCGCCUUCCGUGCCGACAUGGACGCGUUACCGAUCGAAGAACUAAACGACCAUCUCCCGUACUGCUCCACUCAAAAAGGGGGACAGAAAGAGCUUCGGAAGCGUAAGAAACGAAAGAGCUCCACCCCGCAAACUUCACCCGAUGUGAAGAUGGAUACACCAGCAAAUCUACUACCUGCUCCGUCCACCAUCACUACCACAACGAUCAUGGCUCCACCUGCGCCCAACGCUGGUGACGAUGACGAGGAAUUCCAGAUCUCUACGGCUGCAGCUCAUAUGUGUGGCCACGACGGUCACAUGGCGAUGGUACUGGGACUCUGCGUGAUGGUCGUGCGUAGUGCCCAUCUGCUCCCUCAAGAUACGUUUGUACGCUUCUUGUUCCAGCCUGCUGAAGAAGGACCUGGUGGAGCUAUGAAGAUGAUUAAGGACGGCGCACUGACUGAUGUAGACGAGGUGUACGGAUGCCACAACGCUCCGUUCCCGCUGUACAGCAUCCACGUGCGUCCUGGAGCUGUCAUGGCUCACGAAGUGGAGUUCUCUAUCGACAUCCACGGCAUUGGUGGUCACGGAUCGGCCCCACAGCAGUGUGUGGAUCCGAUUCUAGCAGGCUCAGCUGUUGUGCAGGCGCUGCAGUCCGUUGUGAGUCGCUCUCUGUCGCCUAUGGACACGGCAGUUGUGUCCGUCACUCAGUUCCGCGGAGGUGACGCGAAUAAUGUGAUUCCAUCUCGUGUGUUUCUAGGCGGCACUAUCCGCGACUUCGAUCUCCAAAUUGCCGAGAAAAUCAAAGAUCGUGUGGCCAGACUGGUACAUUCCACGUGUGCAGCGUACGGUGCUACGGCCAACGUUCACUUCUUGGAUGGCUACGCUCCUGUGAUCAACCCUCAGGUGGAGACGCGUCAAGUGCAGCAGAUUGCGAUGGACAUGGGGCUGUAUGUGAGUGAGGAAGGCUUACCACUUAUGGCGGCUGAGGAUUUCUCGUAUUUCCUACAAGAACGAAAAGGCUGCUACUUUUUUUUGGGAACAAAGGAAGACGGAGACACGGAGAAGAUGCGAGCGCUGCACUCGAACCACUACGACUUCAACGACAAGGCUAUUCCACUGGGUAUCCGGCUGUUCCUGGGCAUCUUGCAAUCUCGUUUCAAGUGCGAAUUGUACACGUUCGAGGAGAUGCAGGCCUUCCAAGUGGCUAUGGAGCGCAUCAUGAUCAAUGUUACAGUCGUGUAG